UGUGCCCCUCGCAAUUACCUGUUUCACCAGAAUUGAUGUGAGCGCGAGUUGGCGAGCACAUGCUACGUCGGGAGAAGAGCCAGAACUGAACUGAACUGAACUGAACUGAACUGAACUGCACUGCCUUCUUCCGGGCUCGCGAGGAACCAUUCUCUUCAAACCCACCUCCCCCCCCCCAAAAAAAAGAAAGAAAGAAAAGGAAAAGAAAUAAAAAGAAAAGUCACUCGAGCAGGUGUGUUUGAACAAACAAACAGAAGACGCGACCGAGGACCUGAGAGAGUCGCCAGGAUGCACUUGUUGUCCGCCAGCCUCGCGUGCGCCCUCCUCGUCUCCGCGCUGCUCCGCCGAGUGAGCGGUUUGGAGACUGUUGUCGGCCAGUACGGGGACACGCUCGAGAUCCCGUGCAACAAUGGAGCCAUGAAAGCAGAAGACGUCCUCAUCACUAAAUGGAAAUAUAACAAAGAAGAGGGACUUUCAGGAGACCUGCUGGUCAAGCAGACACACAAGAACAUCACAAUCAUCGCCACUAAUGAGUACAAGGGCCGUGUCAGCAUGGCCGCAAACUCCAGCCUGCUGCUCUCUGCAGCCAAGCUGACCGACCAGCGGGUCUUCAUCUGCAUGGUGGUGACUGGCGCCGACAUCGCAGAAUACCCAGUGAACGUGGUGAUCUACAAGAUGCCACCAGGCCUGGAGAUUUCUGACAAAGCGGAGGAGCUUGAGAUUGGGAAACUUACCAAGCUAGGGAAGUGCGUUGCACAGGAUGCCAAUCCAGCUGCAAACAUCACGUGGUUAAAGAACAAUGAACCUCUGGUGGCUGAUGGGAAAGGGAUUUCCAUUCAAGCCUCGGUGCAAGUAGACCCUGUUACUGGCCUCUCGACCACUUCCUCCACGCUGGAGUACUCGGCUGAAAAGGAAGACACGGACGCUCAGUUCACCUGCAGCACUCAACACGCCGUUGGUGGAGAGCUGGUGUCCGCUGCAGCGACCUUCACCAUCACCUACUCCACAGAGAACAUCGUCCUGCAGGUCAUCGCUCAGGACCCUCUCGUGGAAGGAGACAAUGUGACUCUGAAGUGUGUUGCAGAUGGCAACCCAGCUCCUAUCAGCUUUAACUUCCACCUGAAGGGAGACCUGGUCAAAGUGGAAAACGCAGACACUUACACCAUCACCGAUGUCUCACGUGACACCACCGGCGAAUACAAAUGCUCACUCAUUGACAACCCCACGUUGGAAGCAUCCAAGGACGUCACAGUGAACUACCUAGACAUCAAUUUAAGCCCCUCUGGGAAUAUCCUCAAGAGCGCUGAUGAGGCCUUGAAUCUAACUCUCCAGAUUGAUGCUUCCGGAGAAUCAAUGGUCUCCUGGACAAAGGAUAAUGUUAAACUGGACAAAGAGCCCAAGUUCGCCAAGCUGACCUACUCGGACUCUGGCCGCUAUGAGUGCAAAGUGACGAUGGGGCACCUCAGCCGAAAAGCUUCUUUUGAGCUGCUUGUUAAAGGUGCUCCUGUGAUCCGACAGCUGUCCAAACGGCGCGGUGAAGAUGGCCAACACAAAGUCUUGAUUUGUGAAGCUGAAGGUUCCCCGAAGCCAGCUGUAUCCUGGAGCGUCAAUGGCACCUCGCCUGAGGAGAGUGCCUUCAUCAACGGAAAGAUCACACACAAGAUCAGAGUUGUGCCCUCUGCGAAUCUAACUGUCUCUUGUACAGUGAUCAAUGAGUUUGGCACCGAUACCAGAUCUAUAAAUGUGUCAACCUUAUUUGUGGAGGUGAGAAUGGAUAAACAAGACCAGUCGGAGGAUAGUGACCAAACUAAGUUGGUGGUUGGAGUUGUGGUCGGUCUCCUCGUGGCCACUCUCGUCUUAGGCCUCACUUACUGGGUCUACAUGAAGAAAUCCAAACAGGGCAGCUGGAAGACUGGUGAGAAGGAGGACGGCUCCUCCGAGGAGGAGAAAAAGCUGGAGGAGAAAGUGGAGGAGAACAGCCAGAAAGCUGAGGUGUAAAGAAAGAGCAAACAUCCUUGUGAAAGUCAGAACAUGGAACUUUUGCACAUUUCUCUUCACCUCUGUCUUUGGAAGAAAAAGAAAAAAACCCUGUACAUUUGGAUGAAGACAUUUUGGAAUUGGUUUCAGGGAGAAUAUUACUAAACAGCAUAUCCAAACACCACCCGAGCCCCUUGACCUCUCACCCCUUCAUUCCUAAAAAAGAAAGAAAAAUGAAUGGAUAUUGUAUGUGAUAUACAUAACUUGUCUGCACUACUGAUACAUGUGUAAACUCGUCUGCUAUUAGGAUUCAUGUUUGUUAGAAUGGAUUUUGGGAAAUCUUUUUGGUUUAGUUGAUGCAAGUAAAAUUACUCCUAGGCCAGUUGCCUUUGCUGCGGUCAUGUAGGCCUGCAUUAGUCUAAGUUUGCCUCUUUGGCCCCAAAGAGACCUAGCCGGGGCUGAGGGACAACAUCACCACUGCUUCUUAGUUUCACGUCAUCGAAGUCGAACGUCUGCCUUCAACACCGGUAAACUGAAUCGGUUUAUUGGUGCAUGCAUUUCCAUUGAACUGUUACUAGGAUAUUGAAAUUGAGAUGAAACUCCUGAAAGGGCUAAGGGUAUUUUGUUAUACUCAGCAUUAGUAGAUAGAUGGUAAUAUGAUUUACAUGUCGCAUUGCAGGAAGAAGGUGAUGUGAGUUCUUUGGUGUUACAUGAUUUUUCUUGUUAUUUGAUUCUGUGUACCCAGGAGAGAAGAAUGGCGCAAACUCAGUUCAUAUCUGCCUGUCUGUUGUUGUUUUUUGUUUUUCAAUCUAUUGUACAUUUAACAUGUUUGCCUCAUUACACAACCAGGUAGAUUAUUGAGAGAAUGUAUAAGCAUAAUUUAACUCAUUGUUACUGGCUUAAGUUUGGCUGCACAGAUUCUUUUCUUUAAAUGUAAAAUGUUCAUAUUUUCCCAAGAAAAUGUCCUUGAGCCUGUUGUAAUGAAUGGAUGUUUUCGUUUACCCAUCAAGGUUGUAAAUUAAUUCUUAAUUUGUGCUACUUCAGUGUUGAAGUAGGCUUGUUUAUUAGCUCCUGCAUAAUUUUAGACUUGAGGACACAGAGUGGACAGGAUGUUUGUGUCAAAGUGGCAGUUAUGAUAUGUUUGCCUUCUUUUGAAAAUCUACCUGUAGUAGUACCUUCAGUUUGUGAUGUGCACUAGGGUUCAUGUUUUUCAAAUUUGUGUAGAAUACGAUGGAAUGCGCUCAGCUGUACAUGUCACACUUUUGGUCUUGUGAAGAGCAUUUACUAAAUCUGAAAAUGCAUCAAGACCAGGAUAUCAUUGUGAAAUAUCUGGUUUGAAUUUUCUUUUUGCUAUUUAUAUUGAACAAGAUUCAAAAUCCUGGUAGGCAAAUUCAGUAUUUGUCACAUAAUUCAUAUCUUAGAUUUAAACCAGUGAAUUGCUUGCAGACUUGACAAAAUGUAAUUAAGUUGUGAGUAACCAGACGGUUUCUCAGCACCUGAUUUAAUAAUAGAUUCAGCAUGUUAGGAUCUCAGACCUCCAAGCUGCUGUCUGCUGCCUACCUUGUGUAAAACCAUCAAAUUGGAAGAAUGACCAAAGAAAGUGGACGUUGCCAUGCAAGUACUGUAAAUAUCUGAUGUUUGUUUUUGUACUUUUGUUUAAAAUAAAAUGUACAUUUGGAAAAGUUA
Molecule: messenger RNA, 3663 nt
Organism: Scophthalmus maximus (turbot)
Lineage: Eukaryota; Metazoa; Chordata; Actinopteri; Pleuronectiformes; Scophthalmidae
Product: CD166 antigen homolog
Exons: 16
Coding region: 289-1998 (569 amino acids)
Biological process (GO): cell adhesion
Cellular component (GO): plasma membrane
Source: RefSeq, a predicted model, not a curated record